Microthlaspi erraticum is the source of this 633-nucleotide messenger RNA. The record is from the annotation of a GenBank genome assembly. Lineage: Eukaryota; Viridiplantae; Streptophyta; Magnoliopsida; Brassicales; Brassicaceae.
AUGGAACGUAGCAUCCAAGCCCUACUCUCAACGAUUCUAAUCGUGACUCUAUAUUCUACAACUCUAUUGCAACUCGGGAUUGCUGAGGUUAACGUGACACCUCGACUUCCUUUCAUUCCUGCCGAUGUCUCAAAAUGUUGGUCAUCGCUCUUCGACGUUCAAGGUUGCGUGAUCGAAAUCUACAACUUUUCUAUAACCCGCAAGACCGAAAAUCUCCGAUGGCCGUGCUGCAAGGCGAUCUUGCAUGUGGAUACUAACUGUUGGCCUAAAAUGCUCCCUUUGACUCCGUUGUUCCCUCCUCUUCUCAAGAAUGUUUGUGCUCGCGUCAACGGAGGUGUUGGCAGUGACAAGAAACCUCAAGUCCCUACCAUUCCUGGGUUUUCUCUUCCCGGUUCUCCGGUUGAUGUCAAGAAAUGUUGGUCAUCACUCAUCAGCGUUGAAGGUUGUGUAACUGAAAUCUACAAAUCAGUUUUCACAGGAAAGUGUGAAAAUGUUGGAGCAGUGUGUUGUAAGGCAGCUUCGGCUUUGGAUGCAAAGUGUUGGCCACAUAUGUUUCCACUAAACCCGCUCUUCCCUCCUCUUCUCAAAGAUACUUGUUCUCGCAUCAACGCAGCCACGCCUACACCCACGUGA